Molecule: messenger RNA, 1610 nt
Organism: Mytilus californianus (California mussel)
Lineage: Eukaryota; Metazoa; Mollusca; Bivalvia; Mytilida; Mytilidae
Product: tubulin alpha-2/alpha-4 chain-like
Exons: 5
Coding region: 160-1515 (451 amino acids)
Biological process (GO): mitotic cell cycle; microtubule cytoskeleton organization
Cellular component (GO): microtubule; cytoplasm
Molecular function (GO): GTP binding; structural constituent of cytoskeleton
Source: RefSeq, a predicted model, not a curated record
AAAUUAAAGUUGUCCAUUAAAUGAUAACUCGACUGAUAUUUGAUUAUCGGUUACUAUAACGACCAGGUGAGGCUGGUAUAAAGGUGAAUAAUUUAAAGCGGACAUCAUUAAGAAUUCAUUCAGCCUUCCUUACACAGCUGACUGACUAUUGUCUUCAAAAUGAGGGAAUGUAUCUCUAUACAUAUUGGUCAAGCUGGUGUCCAGAUGGGCAAUGCAUGCUGGGAAUUGUACUGUCUUGAACAUGGUAUACAGCCCGAUGGUCAGAUGCCAAGUGACAAGACCAUUGGUGGUGGUGAUGACUCCUUCAACACUUUCUUCAGUGAAACAGGAGCAGGCAAACAUGUACCUCGAGCUGUAUUUGUUGACCUAGAGCCAACUGUUGUCGAUGAAGUACGCACAGGUACUUAUCGUCAGCUGUUCCACCCGGAGCAGCUAGUGACCGGAAAAGAAGAUGCCGCCAAUAAUUACGCCCGAGGGCAUUACACAAUUGGGAAAGAAAUUGUAGAUUUGGUACUUGAUAGAAUAAGGAAACUGGCUGACCAAUGUACUGGCCUCCAAGGUUUUUUGAUUUUCCAUAGUUUUGGUGGCGGAACUGGUUCAGGAUUUACAUCUCUACUAAUGGAAAGGUUGUCGGUAGAUUAUGGAAAGAAAUCUAAGCUGGAAUUUGCUAUCUACCCAGCACCACAGGUUUCCACUGCAGUUGUUGAACCUUAUAACUCAAUUUUGACAACUCAUACCACACUUGAACACUCAGAUUGUGCUUUUAUGGUUGACAACGAAGCCAUAUAUGACAUCUGUCGUCGUAACCUAGACAUUGAGAGACCAACAUACACCAACUUGAAUCGUCUGAUUGGUCAGAUUGUCAGCUCCAUUACUGCCUCACUCCGUUUUGAUGGUGCUUUGAACGUUGAUCUUACUGAAUUCCAGACCAACUUAGUGCCAUAUCCACGUAUUCAUUUCCCUUUGGCUACUUAUGCCCCUGUUAUUUCUGCUGAGAAGGCAUACCAUGAACAGCUGACAGUUGCAGAAAUAACAAAUGCCUGUUUUGAACCUGCCAAUCAAAUGGUGAAAUGUGACCCACGUCAUGGAAAGUACAUGGCUUGCUGUAUGUUAUACAGAGGAGAUGUUGUACCAAAAGAUGUCAAUGCUGCAAUUGCUACCAUUAAAACAAAGAGAACCAUUCAGUUUGUUGAUUGGUGUCCAACUGGGUUCAAGGUCGGAAUCAACUACCAGCCACCCACUGUUGUUCCAGGAGGAGAUUUAGCUAAAGUCCAAAGAGCUGUAUGCAUGUUGAGUAACACUACUGCUGUUGCUGAAGCCUGGGCACGUCUUGAUCACAAGUUUGAUUUGAUGUAUGCUAAACGUGCCUUUGUUCACUGGUAUGUAGGAGAAGGUAUGGAGGAAGGAGAAUUUUCUGAAGCUCGUGAAGAUUUGGCAGCUUUGGAGAAGGAUUAUGAAGAAGUUGGCGUAGAUUCUGUUGAUGGAGAAGAGGAAGAAGGAGAAGAAGAAUAUUGAAAAAAUUCACGUUUCGAUUUUUUAAAGUUAUUCGAACAUAUACAAAUUAUUAUAACUUACCAUACUUAUCAUGAUUACACAAGUAAUAAUUUUAA